Talaromyces stipitatus ATCC 10500 is the source of this 1896-nucleotide messenger RNA. RefSeq lists its product as uncharacterized. The transcript is spliced from 3 exons. Lineage: Eukaryota; Fungi; Ascomycota; Eurotiomycetes; Eurotiales; Trichocomaceae. The record is from RefSeq and is a predicted model, not a curated record. Bases 1 to 1896 code for a protein of 631 amino acids.
AUGUUCAAAUCGCAUUCAAGAUACCCUACUAAACCGUCAUCGGUUCCAAAACAAAGGCUCAAUAUCCACAUAAGCGAUCAAGGGGACACGUCCGAGUCGGAACAGUCGUACACUGACGACGAAGGCUCCUCUGAUGUGGUUGAUGUGUCUCCGCCAUCCGUCACAGGCAGCAUCGGUGAAUGGGCUCAUCUAUCAUACCCCGAUGAAAUAGGAUCCUCCGAAGCAUCUCACCCCCGCACUUCGCGCCAUAGUCGUGAUCGCGAGACUCUACCAGCUUCUCGUUCUAGAUCUAGCCACCGAUACUCGCGCAGAGACGUGCGUCCACAGAGAGAAGCCUUCCAACAAAGGGCAGCACGCCGCCAUCGCUCGCCAGAAUCUCCCGACAGUGAGUCGGCCGAAGACCUUGUGGAAGACUAUACUCGACAUCGGCCUGAGAGGAGGGGUUGGCCGCCUACAGGCGCGGCAGCUGUCGGUGGUUACGCCCAGAGUGCAUCAUCGGGGCCAUCCUACAAUGUGUUUCCGAACGGGGCAGCUGGCCAUCCACAUUUCCCGCAUGCCGGUCCUGUCCUUCCACCAUCAGACCAAUUAGUUCGGUUUGGUCCCCUUGCUCACAUGGGGCGCUCAGGCCAAUAUGGGAACACAUCACCGCCUUAUGGCUACGGUGGCUCUCAUUUUCCUCCACCCCAUGCAGGGGGCAUGCCGCCUUUUUUCGGCCAUGAUCAAUUACCCGGCCAUCCUGGACCUCAUCCCGCUCAUCUUCCACCACACCAACCUCACGACCGGAGCCGAGGACAAAGUCCACCGGAGGUACCACCUCUACCCCAUAUGGUUCCCCCCCACGGCAACCCACAUUUUGGCGGUCCCCCCUUUGGCAGUCCUGAUUUGAUCCCAUACGGCGCAAAUGGAUACAUGCCGUUCAAUCCCAACUUCCCGCCGAUGCCUCCGGGGAUGCUCGCUCACCCCCUAUUCAAUCAGAUACCUCGUCAGCCUGAAUCUCCAUCGGCGACUUCUCAAUCAGAUACUGCAAAGGACGAAGCGAUCGCUAGACUGGAGAAGUUGAUAUUGGACGAACGUGCAGAAAGGGAGGCAAGGGAUGCAGCUCGUGAAGCAGCCAUAGCGAAAGCCGCGGCAGAUAAAUUGGCAGCAGAAGAGAGGGCGGCAGCUGAAAAGAAGAUCGCAGAUGAAGCGGCGGCCAAUGCAAGAGCUGCAGCUUUGGCAGAGGCAGAACAAAAAGCUGCUGAAGCGGCUAUCGCGGCUCAAAAGGCCGCCAAGGAGUUAGCAGCAGCGGCAGCAGCAGAUGCCAAGAAGGCCGCUGAAGAAGCUGCGGCCGCGGCAGCAGAGGAGGCAAAGAAGGCCGCUGAUGAAGCGGCUGCUGCUGCUGCUGCCGCCGCAGCCGCCGAAGCGACAAAGGUUGCUGAAGAAGCUGCAAAGGCUGCAGCUAAGAAACCUCCACCCGAGAAGAAGAAACCUAUCAAGUUCAAAGACGCCGUGGGAAGAAAGUUCAACUUCCCCUUCCACUUAUGUGCCACAUGGCAGGGAAUGGAGGAGCUUAUUCGUCAAGCGUUUCUACAUGUCGAUGUCAUUGGACCUCACGUUGCAGAAGGACACUAUGACCUAGUCGGCCCGAGUGGUGAUAUUAUCUUGCCACAGGUCUGGGAGACCGUUAUCGAGCCGGAUUGGACUAUAACCAUGCACAUGUGGCCAAUACCAGAAAAGCCAAAAGAGCCUGAUCCACCACCACCAGCGGAAGAGCCUCCUGCGCCACCACCAGAGGAGCCCAAAAAGCCUGCAGCUCCCGCUCCUAAGAAGCCCAAAGUCAGACCUGAGGCCGGCUCAUUUGCCAUGUGGAUGAUGGGGAACAAUCGGCCAAAACCGAAACAGCCUUUAAAAGCGUGA